AUUAUUUGUACACUUAAAACACUUUUAGACUUGACAAUCAAAUCUUUCUGGUGAUGGUGCAGUUAGACACAAAGUUGUUUCAUGAAAGACUAAACCGCAUAUAUUCUUUUUGGAGGAAGUUAAAGCAAUUCCGAGAGCUUGAUUGUUUUGUCAUAGCUGUUGGAAAACUUCCACAGGAUGAAGUAUACUUUCCGUCCACCGCUUUACAAUUAUAUCUCUUUGCUUAUGAAUUUCCUGAUCUGAUUAUUGUUUUUACCGAAGGAGUAGUUAUAUUUUUAAGUACAAAAAAAAAAAUCGACAUAAUCAGACAAAUAGAAGAAACUAAACCUGAAGACUCUGUUAAUUUUCAGUAUUUAAUUCGCAACGAUACAGAUAAUUCAAGUUCUUUUGAUUAUAUGUGGGAAGCACUUACCUCCAGUUAUGAGGGGAAAAAAUGGGGCUUUUUACUGAGGGAUGAGGAGUGCUUUUUUGGCCCUUUCAUAGAGGAAUACAAGAAAUAUUUUACUGAGCGCAUCGGUCAAAGUAGCACUAUAGAAAAAGUGGAUGCCACCAGUGCGCUUCAUCUGGUGUUAGGCCUUAAAGAACAAGACGAACUAAUUAUUAUAAAGAGAGCCGCCACUCUUAGCGCGGAUGUUAUGCAGAACCAUUUUAGAACCCAUAUGGAGACGAUAAUUAGCGAGGAGAAAAAAGUUCUACAAAGUGAACUGGCCGAAAAAAUAGAAGAUUUUCUAACCUCUCCAUCUAAGUUUGGUGUGAAAACGCACGUGCAGGAGGAAUAUGUGGACUCGUGCUACACGCCCGUUGUGCAAAGCUAUGCUAAAGGUUCUGAAGAUGACGAUACUUUAAAGUCUGGUGUCAUCACUUGCUCUCUUGGCGCUCGCUAUAAAAACUACUGCUCCAACAUCUCUAGGACGUACCUAGUGGACCCCUCACCCACAAUAGAAGCCCAAUACCAACUAUUGUACUCCAUCAGGGAAGAGUUGCUUCGAAUUUUGGUUCCUGGCGUGGAGCUUCACAAGCUUCAUGACACCGCUGUAAAACUUAUAGAGGGCAGUGAAUACCCACAUUUUGUUUCCAACCUCGGAAAAAGCGUUGGCUUUGGGAUGGGCAUUGAAUUUAGGGAGUCCUCCUUAUUACUUAACGCGAAAAAUAUGAAGACUGCUCAGAUUGGAAUGGUAUUCAACUUGUCAGUAGCCCUGAAGGAUAUUGUGGCCGACGGGCUCAGAUAUUCUCUCGUGUUGGCGGAUACUGUGGUCGUCCGAGAGGGUGAAGCACAGACUUUUACUGAAAAUUGCGAGAGCGAUUUGCCUAAUAUCUCUUAUACUCUGGACGACCGGAAAAGCCCCGAGGAGGAUUCCAGCCCCCAAUACUUGAAGCAAGAAACAAGAAGACGCUCAAAUGUGCUGGCUUCCCGUACACGGCAGGAAGAUCGGGUGGGCAUACUCACCGAGGACGAAAUUCGAAAAAAGAAGCAGGAGGAAAUCUCCAAGAGACUUCACGAAGAAGCUAAGAUUAGGCUAAUUCGUAUGAACCAUAAGGUUGAGGACCACUCUAUAGAUUUAAAGCGCAUUACUGCUUACAAGCGGCGGGAGCUUUUGCCGGACGACUCCAAUAUAAAGAAGGCUAAGAUUCACGUGGAUUCUCACGCUUGGGCUGUCAUCCUUCCGGUUUUUGGACAGGCCGUACCUUUUCACAUCAGCAUGAUCAAAAACACCAGCUUGAACAUCCACGGGGAGGGAAACACCACUGGAGAGCUGCGGAUCAACUUGCAGGCGCCCGGGACCUCCUUCGGAAAGCCCAAUCCGAUCUUAAGCCUCGCGCACCCAGAAAAUACAUUUAUUAAAGAAUUUGUGUACCGUAGCACGCAACCCAAGAGAUUUAAUGAUAUUAGUAUUCAAAUCAAAGAGUUGCAGAACAGAUACAAGCAGGAAGAGGCUAGAAGGAGAGAACUGGACGGCUUAGUAGAGCAACAGGAAUUGGUUCUUAGUAAAUCCAAAAACAAUCCAAGGUUGAGCGGUUUGUAUGUCAGGCCCCAGUUUUCUCGAGGUAGAGUAACAGGAGUCUUAGAAGCCCACGAAAACGGAUUUCGUUACGCUUGCAAGGGAGUUAAAUUGGACAUAUUAUACAGCAAUAUUCGCUAUGCCUUCUUCCAACCGUCGGCCCACGAACUCAUCGUUCUGUUGCAUUUUCAUUUGAAAACACCUAUUCUUGCCCCCUAUUCGAAGAAACAAUCCGAUAUUCAGUUUUUUACCGAAGCAAUCGAGUCCGUCCAAGAUCUCGGCGGAAAAAGUUACUCGAGUCACGGCGACCGUGACGAGCUGGAGGCCGAACAAAGAGAGAGAAGACUAAAGCAACGGAUCGAUCAGGCCUUUAAAAGCUUCACGGAAAAAGUUAAAGAAGUCACCUUUGAGCAGCCAAUAAGAAAUUUAGGUUUUAACGGGGUUCCUGGAAAAAAUAACGUUUUUCUGAUGCCCACUGCUGAUUGCCUGGUCAGCUUAACAGAGCAGCCUGUUCAUGUUUUUCCUUUAGAGGACGUAGAAGUUGCCCACUUUGAGCGCGUGAGGAUGGGAAACAAAAAUUUCGAUCUUGUUUUCAUCUACAAAGAUUAUAAAACUUGGAACAGAAUUACUGCCAUCGAGUUAAACAAUCUCGACGUUGUUAAGGACUGGCUCACCCAGUACGGGAUUAAAUAUUACGAACUACGUAACAGCAUAAAUUGGGACACCAUUCUCAAGUGCAUCGCAGCAGAUCCGAAACAGUUUUUGGACGACGGGGGUUGGGACAACUUGGAAGGGAGUGAUAGUGAAGAAAGUGAGGAAACUGACGAAGACGACUACCAACCUAGCGAAGCAGAGGACGAGAGCGAUGAUUACGACAGCGAAUACAGCGAUGAUGAAAGCGGAAGCGAGUACUACGGCAGCGCAGGGGCUGAGGAAGAAGAGAGCGGAGAGGACUGGGAUGAACUCGAAAGAAAGGCGGCUGCUGAGGACAGACAAACUUUUGGCGGCGCCUACAGUGACGAGGAAAAUGAUAAACAAACUCGUGCUUUUAAAAACUCCAAAAGCCAAAAGAGAGGCAAUAGCGGUUAUGCACGAAAAUGAUGACUGAUUUCCUAUUUUGGGACACGUGGAUUAUGAAGGCAGCCUUAUCGAUCUUUAUAAACUAUAAAC
This is a messenger RNA of Zophobas morio, 3170 nucleotides long. RefSeq names its product FACT complex subunit SPT16-like. Gene Ontology annotation, biological process: transcription elongation by RNA polymerase II. NCBI's taxonomy places the organism in Eukaryota, Metazoa, Arthropoda, Insecta, Coleoptera, Tenebrionidae. Gene Ontology annotation, molecular function: nucleosome binding. Gene Ontology annotation, cellular component: FACT complex. The coding region runs from base 54 to 3101 and encodes 1015 amino acids. The transcript has 25 exons. The record is from RefSeq and is a predicted model, not a curated record.